AUGGUAUUGUUUGCUUCUCAUGAUCCCGCACCCCGCCCGACAGACGAACCCUGCGAAAAGAAACCGGUAACCGACUAUCUUCAAGACCAAAGCCCGUCGCUCAGCGAGAAUGAUGAGAUUGAUUGGACUGCCGCCGAGGAGACGAGUCUCGUGCGAAAACUGGACCUGGUUGUGAUGCCGUUGCUCGUGCUUGGCUUCUACGCUCUUCAGUUAGAUCGUGGGAACAUUGGAAAUGCCUUGACCGAUUACUUCAUGGAGGACGUGGGCAUCACGCAGUUCCAGUUCAACGUUGGCCAGCAGCUCCUCUCCGCUGGCAUCGUCAUCUUGGAGAUCCCAAGCAACCUUGUUCUUUUUCGGAUCGGUCCGCAAAAAUGGAUCAGUGGCCAAAUCGUUGCAUGGGGACUUGUUGCGACUUUCCAAGCCUUCCAGAAGGGUCUAGGAGCAUUCAUGGUUACCAGGAUUCUGCUCGGUCUAUGUGAGGCCGGCUUCAUUCCCGCCAGUCUCUACACCAUCUCCAUGUUCUACAAGAGGGAUGAGACGAGCAAACGCUUCUCCAUAUUCUUCUUGGGUAACUUGACUGCCGUCGCAAGCAGCGGUUUGAUUGGCUAUGGCAUUCUGCAUAUGAGAGGAGUUGCCAAUCUUGCCGGCUGGCAGUGGCUCUUCAUCAUCGAGGGAAUGUUCACAUGCGUGGUCGGCAUUCUCUUCGCCGUCUUGUUCCCCAAAAGCCUCUUCGAGCCCAAGAGCGCCUUUGGGAUCCGCUACUUUACAGAGCGCGAAGCAGGCAUCCUCCGCCGCCGCAUCCUGUUCGACGACCCGCGCAAGCUGCAGAAGAAGAAAUGGAUCGACUGGGCCGAGCUCCGCCAUGCUCUCUGCAACUGGCGGGUGUACCCUCACCUCCUGCUCACCCUGACGGCCAUCGCUCCCGUCAGCACGCUCAACUCGUACGCGCCCACGCUCGUCAGCUCCUUUGGCUACGGUCGCCUGGUCUCCAACGCGCUCGUUUCCGUCGGCGGCUGGAUCUCGCUAGUCAUGAACGUCUCGUGGGGCCUGCUGGCAGACCACUUUGGCCUCCGUGGCCCGCUCGUCCUCCUCGGUGUGCUCAUCUGGUGGGCCGUCACCAUCGCCAACCGCGCCCUCAUCCACAGCGAUGACAAUCACGCCCGCUACGCCGUCCUCACCCUCGCCCUCUCCUUCUCCAUGACCUACCACGCCGUCAACGGCUCCUGGCUCGCCCUCAACGCCCGCUCCGCCGGCGAGCGCAGCAUCACCAUGGCCCUCUUCAUCAUGGCCGCCAACGCCGCCGGCAUUGUUGGUGGCCAGCUAUUCCAGGCCAGCGACAAACCGCUGUACCAGACCGGCUGGACCGUCAUCGUCGCUCUCACCAGCAUCGGCCUGGUCUUUACCAUCCUAUCGAAUCUGCAGUAUUGGUGGUUGAACAGGGGGAUUGUCAGGCAGGAGCGCCAAAGAGCCAUGGCUGGCGAGGGUAUCGUAACGGAUGGAGCAUUGCAUCGCUACCAUCAGUAA
Molecule: messenger RNA, 1524 nt
Organism: Diplodia corticola
Lineage: Eukaryota; Fungi; Ascomycota; Dothideomycetes; Botryosphaeriales; Botryosphaeriaceae
Product: alternative sulfate transporter
Exons: 8
Coding region: 1-1524 (507 amino acids)
Biological process (GO): transmembrane transport
Cellular component (GO): membrane
Molecular function (GO): transmembrane transporter activity
Source: RefSeq, a predicted model, not a curated record